Messenger RNA from Toxoplasma gondii ME49, 3516 nucleotides. RefSeq lists its product as hypothetical. The record is from RefSeq and is a predicted model, not a curated record. Bases 311 to 2944 code for a protein of 877 amino acids. The transcript is spliced from 15 exons. NCBI's taxonomy places the organism in Eukaryota, Apicomplexa, Conoidasida, Eucoccidiorida, Sarcocystidae. Gene Ontology annotation, molecular function: protein binding.
CUGCUGCAAGCAGUGUCGAAGCUUCUGUGAGGAGCGUACGCCUCAGCGGAAGAAAAUGCGCCUUCCGGACUUCCGCCUCAUUCACCAAGUUGACGACGACCGUACCUCUUCUUCUUCUUCUUCAAGAGAUGUCACGGUCUCACGCCUGGGUCACUCUGUUCCUCCGAAAUUCCGAUGCCCUUCGCUGUUUGAGGAGCCCCCAAAUACGACAGAGUCCCUCUAGGCAAAAUUUUUGAGCGCGUCGAAGACUUGCGUUUCUCCUUCUUUGCAAGGAUCUCUUCUCUCUCCUUCAACCAGCUCUCUGGACGAGAUGAGGGAGAGAGGAAGACCCUCCGCUGAAGCGGCAACGCUUCCCUCAAGAGUCUCCUUCCUCUCGCCUUCACUUUCUGCGGCUUCUCUUUCUGCGGCAGAUCUCUCCGCUUCGCUCCCGCGUCUUCCUCUCGCUGCCUUUCUCCCCGGGGACGACUGCCCUUCUUCUUUCUCUGCGUCCUCCGUCCACCUUCUCAGUGGAGAAGACGCGAAAGGAGACAUCUCAGAAGCAAGUAGACAACAGGUGACGCGUUUCCUCGAUGCGUCGAUCGCGUCCAUGUGCGCCCUGCUGAAUUUCCGCUUCGCAGUUUUCUGGAGUUACGUCCGCCACUCCGCCGCUCUUCGGGUGUACCUCCACUCCUUCCUCGCCAACGCGGCGCGGCCUCACGACUUGCCUGCACCCCACAGUGUCUCCUGUCUCUCGGAGACUCUUGGGCGAGAGCUGAGUGGAGAGGAGCAAAAGAGAGAGGCAAGCGACUACGCAGAGAAAGUCAGCACCCUGAAGCUGCUGACUCUCUUGGUAUGGCACCGCCUGUCUCGGCGACGCUGCCAGCGAACACACAUGCAGCUUUCUCCCAAGGUGUUUUCGGAGGCUCUUCUCGGCUGUGGGGUCGCAGAGGAGACAGGAGACAGCGUCUCUCAGCUGGACCUGGAUGGCCCUCUCCUGUCUCUCGGCCGGCUCAUCGACGUCGCCGCUGUCUUCGAGGCUUCAGACAGAAAACUCUUGAGAGACGCUGUGGGGAAUUUCUGGAGGGAAUUCGGCGAAAACUGGGAAGCAACCGAGCUCGAGACUCUGCGCAGAAAAACGCUCGAACAAAUCGCUAAAACGCGAUCAAAACUCUCUUCACUCGCUCGUCCAAAUGACCCAUUAUUCCAGAACCCCACAAGCAACAAACGGUCUUCCUCUUCUUCCUCUUCCUCUUCUUCCUCUUCUUCUUCCUCUUCUUCUUCCUCUUCUUCUUCUUCUUCCUCUUCUUCUUCUUCCUCUUCUUCUUCCUCUUCUUCUCCCUCUUCUUAUUCUUCUUCUUUUGAGUGGGGAACAAAGGUGCGGGGACUGUUGAGAGAGGCGGUGGAUUUGCUUGCGGCCAUUCGCGUCUUCUCGCUCUUCUUCCCGCAGUCGGCUGUCUCGGCUUUCUGGAGAAACGCCCGCGUUCGGACUCGGCUGCAGGAAGUCAGGGCGCCAGCCAGCUUGUGCACGGCGAUGGACGCGCAAGACGAGAUGCCUGGCAGCGACCUGCUCGACGAAUUGACUCACAUGUACAGCCACUUGCUUUCCUCGCCGUGGAUCGACGUAUGGGAGUCUCCUUCUUCUCCUCCUCUUCUUCGUCUCACCCUUGGCCGCACUCGCCAGCUGCUCUGUGCGUGUCUCCUUUGUGGGGUGGCGUCUCUCUGGGGGUUUCUCCCUCUCUUGAGAAGCUGUUCCGAAGAGAAAGAAGAAGGCGAAGAAGAAGAAAAAGACGAAGACGAAGAAGAGGAAGGAGAAGAAAGAGAAGGCAGGCGCAGAGGGAGACGACUGCAUGGGGAUGAGGAAGAGAGAGGGCGCGGGAGAGACAGGCGAGUUGUCUCCUCGCUCGAACACACUUCGCACGCGUCUCUUGUGCAAGCCUUCGACAACUUCACUUUCUGGGCGCUGUCUUUCUGCGAGAUUUUUCCGAACGGAGCUGAGACUCCGGGCCUUGCAAGAGACAUGCGCCGGGCGGGGCUCCCGCGUCUCCUCAGCGCGUGGAGGCGAGCUGUCUCGACACUAGAAGAAGAACGCGUCCACCACGUGGAAGCGGCGCUGUGUUCAGCCACUUGCGUGCGAGAGCCGCCGCCCUCGUCUGCCUCUCUCUCGCGAAUUCUCGAGCCGGAGGAAAGAGUCUCCGAUGCGAGGAAAGACGAAAGGGAGGCGGGACCCAGACUGCAUGCAGAGGACGAAGAAACUGUCGAAAGAAUUCGCAGAAUGCUUCCUGGACAGUUCGGACCAGGUUUCGUUUACCUUGCUCUUUCGUGGAGUCGAGGAGAUAUAGAAAGAGCUGUGGAUCUUCUUCUUUCUGACUCUCUGCCGCCUCUGCUACAGCAUGUCGACCCAGCUCUGGAUUUACAAGGAGCUGCUGUCUUGUUGACGAAGAGAGGCGCGAAACAGCCGGCGGAAAUCCGAGGAGCAGAGGGUGCUUCUGAGAUGCCUGGCCGGGAUGCGGAGUUGAAUGCUCGCGUCCUCGCGAUCGUAGACGAAACGGAGAGAGUGAAACACGAUCGCUGCCAAGCAGCUCUCAUCGAGACGUACAAACGCCUCGCGGAAGAGGGCGUGGAGUUCCACAGCUCCGAAGAAGAAUCUGACUCUGAGUUCUCAGACCUCAGAGACUCCUCCCAGGACUCAAACUCGACUGACAAGGAAGGUGAAGAAGAGGAGGGAGGCGACGCAGAGGCGAGAGGCCCUGGCGGCGGAGACACGAGAAGUCGAGGCGGAACUGCGCAGGCCGGCGGUUUCCAAGCAAGAGACGCGAGUCGCGGCAGAGGAACGGGACCUCGACGAGGAGCGCCUGUGGUUGGCCAGACCUUGCAGGCGCGUCGAAAAGAGGAAAACAAAGCUCGCUACGGAAAUCACUCGAGAAAACGAGGGCACCUGGCCAAAAUGCGUCGAGGGAUGAUCUGAGGUUUCGCACCGAAUAAACGUUCUCUUUCUAGGACCAUGAGUGUGCGAGACGUCCCGACAAAAGAGACGCGACAAAGCUGGUUUUCGGCGCACAGCGAGCAGCCCUGUCGCCCUGUAAGGAUGUGCGUCAAAGCUGGCGUUCGCGUUGACAAAGCUGCAGCCGAGUUCCCGUUUCUGAACUCCGCGGGCGUCACUUUGAGAAACGCGCCUGGUGCGACAAAAGAGCGAACUCUCAGUCUUGGCACCUCUGGAGCCCCUCGGGGGACGCCUUCGCUUCUUUUUCAGAGAGGAGAACAAGCUUGGCGGCUCCCGCUGUGAAAAAACUUCAGUUCCGACCCUGUCUUAUUUGUACAUACUCGAUUUUGUGUGUGUACAAAUCCGUUACAUAUAUCUGGUGUGCCGGUUCGCCGAGUCUCGUAGCGUGACAAAUCCUAGGAAAAUGCCGUCCACGGUACCAGCACAUCUGAUAUAUAUAUAUAUAUAUAUAUAUACGUUGAAAACUGGUGUCGAGCUGUUCUCUUGGUUUGCUCCGUUGUCAAACUUACUGACUAGCGUUCUGAAUAGAUUCCCGG